Molecule: messenger RNA, 416 nt
Organism: Porites evermanni
Lineage: Eukaryota; Metazoa; Cnidaria; Anthozoa; Scleractinia; Poritidae
Source: the annotation of a GenBank genome assembly
AUGAACUUAGGCACCGUAAAGGCAGCAUUGCAUAAAGAAGAUGUGAGUUUGAUAGCUUUGUUCAUGUUUCCACAAAUUAUUCAUCACGAUUUGACCUUCCAGCAAGCUUUGUUUUUCUGUGUAACAACCGGAGAGCGGCCAGGCGCACGGGUGGUGGUUAGCCAAGCUAGCAGAGAGAGAAUUAAAGGUAUACUCAAAUCGAACUUGUGCCUCGUCUUGUGCCAGUUUUUCUUAUCUCUUACCUUUGAUUCUCUCUGCACGAUUGUUUCUUCCACACAACUUCGAACUCCACUGAUCCUACAAAAUUUGUUUCUUAGGAGGCCGAAAAAUGCUACAGCAACGCUAUAAAAUACAGACCAAGAUAUCCAGACGCUUUUUUCAACCUUGGAAAUCUGGUAAGAAAAAAAGGUCAAUAG